AUGACGAUGAAGAUGAAGCUCAAGUUUACUCCUGAAGCUUUUGCUGCCUUCUUUCAUGGUGGUACUACUCUUAUUACUCCUUUUACUUCUUUUCAUUCACGCAAUUAUUACUCCAUUGCAACUGAUGCUGUUAUUCAAGAUCGUCAGUUGUUUCUCCAUUCAGUUAGAGAACACUGCCUUUGUCGGAUUGGUGACAAUGCUGCUGCCCUUCACUUGCUUAAGAAGAUGCAAUGUGUAUUUGCUUUGAAAGAGGCCCUCGACCUGUUCACUGCCAUGAAAAGUGAGGGCAUUAAACCUGACGUUGUCACUUAUACCUCCUUGAUUAGAGGUCUCUACAACUCCGGCUCCAAGGUCGAGGCUAAAGAUAUGCUAGCUCAGAUGUUGGAGUGUAACAUAGCACCAAGUGUUAUCACCUUCAGCAUGCUUGUUGACAUGUUUUGCAAAGAUGGGAAUGUUGAUGAAGCACAAGCUAUUCUAGACUACAUGAUUGAGAGAGCUUAUGCAAAAAACGCGCUACUUGAUGAGGCAGUGGCGUUACUUGAAGAAAUGGAGGAUAAUCGUGUUAAGCCUAAUGUUGUCAUCUAUAAUAUCUAA
Beta vulgaris subsp. vulgaris (sugar beet) is the source of this 594-nucleotide messenger RNA. Its product is annotated as pentatricopeptide repeat-containing protein At1g62930, chloroplastic-like. The record is from RefSeq and is a predicted model, not a curated record. Gene Ontology annotation, molecular function: protein binding. Bases 1 to 594 code for a protein of 197 amino acids. The transcript has 4 exons. Lineage: Eukaryota; Viridiplantae; Streptophyta; Magnoliopsida; Caryophyllales; Amaranthaceae.